AAUACCGGUACGUCUGUUUCCCGACUUCCCCUUUAUUAUUUGGUAAAAUAUAUUUUUUCAUAAAAAUGUGAGCUUCACCGACUUCCUCCACCACAUACAUCUCAGUGGAGUUUACAAACUAUCAAUAGAUCUCACAUCAAAUCUCAGUCUUCAUAGAUACUACUAUUCACACAUACACACAAAGACAAAGAGAAAGAGCGAGAGAGAUGUCAAGGCGAUCUGGGGGUUGUUUGAGGUGUUGUUUGGUGGUUUUUGCAGUGAUAUCGGCUCUGUGUGUCUCUGGCCCUGCUCUUUAUUGGAAAUUCAAAAAGGGUUUGAAGCUUGGAGCCUCUUCUUCACCUUCUUGCUCUCCUUGCGUUUGUGAUUGCCCUCCUCCUCUAUCCCUUCUCAAGAUUGCCCCUGGCUUGGCCAAUCUUUCAAUUACAGACUGUGGAGGAGAUGAUCCAGAACUGAAAGACGAGAUGGGAAAGCAGUUUGUGGAUCUGUUGACGGAGGAGAUGAAACUGCAGGAGACAGUAGGGGAAGAGCAUGCCCACCAUAUGAACAUUACCUUUGGAGAAGCCAGAAGAGUAGCUUCCCAGUACCAGAGGGAGGCUGAGAAAUGCAACGCUGCCACGGAGACUUGUGAGCAGGCCAGAGAACGUUCUGAGGCAUUGUUGAUCAAGGAAAGGAAAGUUACUUCCUUGUGGGAGCGACGAGCCCGCCAAUUGGGUUGGGAAGGAGAGUAAGAGUUGCAACUUUAAAUUAUUGUUUCUAUUAUACUUUCUGUGCUUAGCAAAUUAGCAGCAAGUACAUUUGCUCCAAGCUUGUCAUCUUGUCUUGUUAAAACAGAUACAUGUUCUCUCUCUCUCUCUCUCUCUCUCUCUCUCUCUCUCUGUAUUCCUUUUUGUGGGCACAAAUGGCUUACAUCAAUUAAUCUCCAUUUAUAGCAUAUGCACACGUCGGUUAUUUCACUUGCCA
This is a messenger RNA of Camellia sinensis, 960 nucleotides long. RefSeq lists its product as uncharacterized. The record is from RefSeq and is a predicted model, not a curated record. NCBI's taxonomy places the organism in Eukaryota, Viridiplantae, Streptophyta, Magnoliopsida, Ericales, Theaceae.